AUGACUCGUUUGGCCAAUGAGACCGUGUACGACGCCAGAAAAAGAAUCAGAGAGAAAAACCAUCACCGGCACAGGAGUCCACCGCCGCCGAUCAACUACACGCUCGACUUGAACCUCGCUUCGGAAUACAACGUCUACGACCGACAGUAUUUGAAAAUCACCGAUGCUGACGAGUGUUUGGCGCUCCAACCCGCCGACGUCAAUAAUUCUUUGAGUCCGGCGGGAAGAUUUCUCAGCGGUACGUUUUGUCCGCCAGAUCUGGAUCACAUUGCUUGCAGUCCUCCUGUCCCAGCCAAUUACACAUUAGUGAAGCACUGUGAGCAUAUUUUCAGAGCUCACUACAAUCACACAAUACCGGCUGACUUGGAACCGGCGAGACAUUUCUUCAAAAAUUUGUACGCGUUUCGUCGAUGCGGCUCCGACGGGAGCUGGAUCAACAGCACCGACUAUAGAGCAUGUGAAUCGAUGGGCAAUUAUAUCGACAGAGUCGCCCCGGAACCCAUGACGCCACAUCAGUUACUUUUAGGUAGAAUCAUGCUGGCUGGGUCUUGUUCAUCGAUGUUCUUCUUGUUGAUAACAUUCUAUAUCUUUAGCCGAUUUCGGAAACUCCACUGCCCGCGAACGAAAGUUCACAUGUGUCUCUCACUGUCUCUUUUCAUGUAUUCUUUAGCAGCAUUCGCGACUAGUUUACCGAAUGUUGUGAAUGCAGGUCACCGAUACUUGAUAAUGCCGCACAUCCGCUACUACCCGAAAUUCUGCAAAACCACGUUGACGGUAACCAUGUACUCUUCGACUUCGUCCGUGAACUGGAUGUUCGUGGAGGGUCUGCUGCUGCAUUCGCGGCUGACCACGUCGAUAUUCCGCCAGGACGCCCCGUUCAGGCUCUACUAUUUCAUCGGGUACGUGCUCCCGUUGUUCUUCGUCCUUCCUUGGGCGUACAUCAUGGAGAAGACUCAAGAAAAGUCCUGCUGGGUCACUUACGGUUCUUCUCCGUACAUCCGACUGUUGACCAUCCCUCGGAUCGUGGCGUUAAUGGUGAAUAGCUUGUUCCUAGUAAACAUCGUCCGCAUUGUACUCGUCUCGGGUAGGAAGAGACCUGAGACGAAUCAGCUAACACGAGCGAUCAAAGCCACUGCCAUUCUAUUCCCCCUGUUCGGUCUGACACAUCUGAUAUACUGUAUGCGUUUUGAUGACCAGAGAAUUUACGACAUUGUGAACGCCUUCCUUCACCCGAUGCAGGGCACCUUCGUCUCAAUAAUUUAUUGCUUCAUGAACGCCGAGGUGCAGAAUGCUGUGCGCCACGCGUACAGUCGCACCCUGGCACGCCGGCAGCCCACGGGGCUUUCUAGCAUGAGCCAACGAUCUCAGAGAUUGAAUAGAAAUAAAAAUACGAUCACGGCCACGAUCACUAGCCACCAAGCCUCAGGCCGACGGAAUCGUAGACGAUCCGAGCCUGUCGACUUGAUGGAAAUGGUUCCCGAAAACCGACGAUGCCAGGAAAGCGGAGGAGGAGUGCGAUGCGACGCCGUGUGA
Molecule: messenger RNA, 1533 nt
Organism: Galendromus occidentalis (western predatory mite)
Lineage: Eukaryota; Metazoa; Arthropoda; Arachnida; Mesostigmata; Phytoseiidae
Product: corticotropin-releasing factor receptor 1-like
Exons: 11
Coding region: 1-1533 (510 amino acids)
Biological process (GO): cell surface receptor signaling pathway; adenylate cyclase-modulating G protein-coupled receptor signaling pathway
Cellular component (GO): plasma membrane
Molecular function (GO): peptide hormone binding; G protein-coupled peptide receptor activity
Source: RefSeq, a predicted model, not a curated record